GGAAAACUGGGCUUUGGUUAGCCGUGCUGUUGUGGCGCCCUGCUCUAGACAUUUUUCGGCUCCCCUGUGCGGCCUCGGUGGAGAAGCUGAGGUCCCCGAGCCGCUCCUACAGACGAGCUUCGAUCCCGCGCGGGGACGUCAGGAGAGCUGAGGGUGAAGAGUCUGCGGGGCUUGGGCAGGGUCACCUGAGGAGCUCGGACCGCGGAGUCUCCUCCGCCCCGUCGUGCUUCCCCCCAUGAACUAAGAGAGUUUUGGGACCUCCAUCUUUUGCAAACAUGAAUGGAGAGUACAGAGGCAGAGGAUUUGGACGAGGAAGAUUUCAAAACUGGAAAAGAAGAAGAGGUGGUGGGAGCUUCUCAGGAAAAUGGAGAGAACUAGAGCACAGACCUGAUGUGAAUAAAGCCACAGGAAAACAUCCUGAACAAACCCCACAGUCUUUGCUACUACAAUCAACGUUGGAUCAAUUCAUACCAUAUAAAGGCUGGAAGCUUUAUUUGUCAGAAGUUUACAGCGACAGCUCUCCUUUUAUUGAGAAGAUUCAAGCAUUUGAAAACUUUUUCACAAGGCGUAUUGAUUUAUACGAUAAGGAUGAAAUAGAAAGAAAGGGAAGUAUUUUGGUGGAUUUUAAAGAACUGACAAAAGAUGACGAAAUAGCUAAAUUGAUACCAAAUAUAGCAAAUGAAUUAAGGGAUACACCUGAGAAAACCCUGGCUUGCAUGGGUCUGGCAAUACAUCAGGUGUUAACUAAGGAUCUUGAAAGGCAUGCAGCUGAGUUACAAGCCCAAGAAGGAUUGUCUAGAAAUGGGGAAACAAUGGUAAAUGUGCCACACAUUCAUACAAGGGUAUACAACUAUGAGCCCUUAACACAGCUCAAGAAUGUCCGAGCAAAUUACUAUGGAAAAUACAUUGCUCUGAGAGGGACAGUGGUUCGUGUCAGUAAUAUAAAGCCUCUUUGUACCAAGAUGGCUUUUCUUUGUUCUGCAUGUGGAGAAAUUCAGAGUUUUUCUCUUCCAGAUGGAAAAUAUAAUCUUCCCACAAAGUGUCCUGUGCCUGCAUGUCGAGGGAAGUCAUUUACUGCUCUCCGAAGCUCUCCUCUCACAGCUACGAUGGACUGGCAGUCAAUCAAAAUCCAGGAGUUGAUGUCUGAUGAUCAGCGAGAAGCAGGUCGGAUUCCACGAACAAUAGAAUGUGAGCUUGUUCACGAUCUUGUGGAUAGCUGUGUCCCAGGAGACACAGUCACUAUCACUGGAGUUGUCAAAGUCUCAAAUGCUGAGGAAGGUUCUCGAAAUAAGAAUGACAAAUGCAUGUUCCUUUUGUACAUUGAAGCAAAUUCUGUUAGCAAUAGCAAAGGACAGAAAACAAAAGCUUCCGAGGAUGGAUGUAAGCAUGGAACAUUGAUGGAGUUCUCACUUAAGGACCUUUAUGCCAUCCAGGAGAUUCAAUCUGAAGAAAACCUGUUUAAACUCAUUGUCAACUCGCUUUGCCCUGUCAUUUUUGGUCAUGAACUUGUUAAAGCAGGUUUGGCAUUAGCACUCUUUGGAGGAAGCCAGAAGUAUGCAGAUGACAAAAACAGAAUUCCAAUUCGAGGAGACCCACAUGUCCUUGUUGUUGGAGACCCAGGCUUGGGAAAGAGUCAGAUGCUACAGGCAGUGUGCAGCGUUGCUCCACGUGGCGUGUAUGUUUGUGGUAAUACCACAACCACCUCUGGUUUGACUGUAACUCUUUCAAAAGAUAGUUCCUCUGGAGAUUUUGCUUUGGAAGCUGGUGCCCUGGUACUUGGUGAUCAAGGUAUCUGUGGAAUAGAUGAAUUUGAUAAGAUGGGGAAUCAACAUCAAGCCUUGUUAGAAGCCAUGGAACAGCAAUGUAUUAGUCUCGCUAAGGCUGGCGUGGUUUGCAGCCUUCCUGCAAGAACUUCCAUUAUUGCUGCUGCCAAUCCAGUAGGAGGACACUACAAUAAAGCCAAAACAGUUUCUGAGAAUUUAAAAAUGGGGAGUGCCCUACUAUCCAGAUUUGAUUUAGUCUUUAUCCUGUUAGACACCCCAAAUGAGGAUCAUGAUCAUUUACUCUCUGAACAUGUGAUUGCAAUAAGGGCUGGAAAGCAGAGAGCUGUCAGCAGUGCCACAGUAGCUCGUAUGAAUAGUCAAGAUUCAAAUACUUCUAUACUUGAAGUGGUUUCUGAUAAACCACUAUCAGAAAGACUAAAGGUGGUUCCUGGAGAAACAAUAGAUCCAAUUCCCCACCAGCUAUUGAGAAAGUACAUUGGUUAUGCUCGGCAGUAUGUCUCUCCAAGGCUAUCCACAGAAGCUGCUCAGAUUCUUCAGGAUUUUUACCUUGAGCUCCGGAAACAGAGCCAGCGGUUAAAUAGCUCACCAAUCACUACUAGGCAGCUGGAAUCUUUGAUUCGUCUAACAGAGGCACGAGCAAGGUUGGAAUUGAGAGAGGAAGCAACCAAAGAAGAUGCUGAGGAUAUAGUUGAAAUUAUGAAAUAUAGCAUGUUAGGAACUUACUCUGAUGAAUUUGGGAACCUAGAUUUUGAACGAUCCCAGCAUGGUUCUGGAAUGAGCAAUAGGUCAACAGCAAAAAGAUUUAUUUCCACUCUCAACAACAUUGCUGAAAGAACUUACAAUAAUUUAUUUCAAUUUCAUCAACUUCGGCAGAUUGCCAAAGAGCUAAACAUUCAGGUAGCUGAUUUCGAAAAUUUUAUUGGAUCACUAAAUGACCAAGGUUACCUCUUGAAAAAAGGCCCAAAGAUUUACCAGCUUCAAACUAUGUAAAAGAGCUACCAAGCCAGGCCCUCCUGGGUUUAUUAUGAAGAAUAUGCACCAAAAAAAAAAAAAAAAAAAAUGUUAUCUGAAAAAUGACAUCCCAAAAGUAAUGUAAUAGGAAAAGAGUGUUGAACUAAUUUAAGAAGUGAUAAAGUCAUGUGUUAAUUUUUUACUUCUCCAAAAGGCUAAAAAUAAAUUGUUUAUAUUUUAUCUAAAUGAUGUAAUUAGAAAUUAUUUAUAGUUUUAUUUUUGACCUGUCUUUCAUUCUUAUAAAUAUUUCAUAGUUUUGCAUAUCACAUGUGCAUCUGGGUAAGCAUUCACAGUUACAUUUAAAUGUUUAAAUAGUUCUGACACACAAGAUUGAAUAUCUUUUAGAAAUAAAUUGAAACAAACUUUCAAUUCCCAAAAAAUUUGGAAAUUUUUAUAUUGACUUUUUUUUGACUUUGGUUUAUAACAUUAUGUAAGUUUCAUGUGUACAACAUUAUAAUUAGACUUCUGUAUAUACUACUGCAAGCUCACCAGAAGUCUA
Molecule: messenger RNA, 3294 nt
Organism: Balaenoptera acutorostrata (minke whale)
Lineage: Eukaryota; Metazoa; Chordata; Mammalia; Artiodactyla; Balaenopteridae
Gene: MCM8
Product: minichromosome maintenance 8 homologous recombination repair factor
Exons: 19
Coding region: 276-2774 (832 amino acids)
Biological process (GO): double-strand break repair via homologous recombination
Cellular component (GO): nucleus; MCM complex
Molecular function (GO): single-stranded DNA binding; ATP hydrolysis activity; ATP binding
Source: RefSeq, a predicted model, not a curated record